This is a messenger RNA of Mercurialis annua (annual mercury), 1004 nucleotides long. RefSeq names its product PRA1 family protein B4. Gene Ontology annotation, cellular component: Golgi apparatus; endoplasmic reticulum. Lineage: Eukaryota; Viridiplantae; Streptophyta; Magnoliopsida; Malpighiales; Euphorbiaceae. The record is from RefSeq and is a predicted model, not a curated record. Gene Ontology annotation, biological process: vesicle-mediated transport. The transcript has a single exon. Bases 104 to 766 code for a protein of 220 amino acids.
AAAACAAAACUAAAAUCUAAAUCAGAUCAAAAUCUCCAAAUUUAACCCCUUCAUUUCCCCCCUAUAUUCUCUUCAUUAUUCAAUCCCCCAAUUAGAUCCCAAAAUGUCAUCUCAAUCACCAGCAAUUCUCCCAAUCUCCAACCCCCAACAAACCACCACCACCGCCGCCUCCCAACCUCCCAUCGCCACCCCCGCCUUCCGCGCAUUCAUAAACCACAUCUCCGACUCCGUCCGCAAUGGCCUCUCCCAGCGCCGCCCCUGGGCCGAACUCGCCGACCGCUCCGCCUUCUCCAAGCCCGAAUCCUUCUCCGACGCCGCCCUCCGCGUUCGCAAGAACUACACUUAUUUCCGCGUGAAUUACCUCUCCGUCAUCGGCUUAAUCUUGGCCUUCUCGCUUCUCUCUCAUCCCUUGUCUCUUCUCCUCCUCCUCGGACUCCUCUCCUCAUGGCUGUUUCUUUAUCUCUUCCGCCCCGCCGAUCAGCCGCUCGUUAUCGUCGGCCGUACUUUUAGCGACCGUGAAACGCUAGGGCUUCUGAUUGUGUUCAGCGUGGUGGUUGUUUUUCUAACGAGCGUUGGAUCUGUGCUUAUUUCUGCUCUUAUGGUUGGAUUGGGGAUUGUUUUUGCUCACGGUGCUUUUAGGGCUCCGGAGGAUCUUUUCUUGGAUGAACAAGAACCUACUGCCGCUACUGGCUUCCUUUCUUUCCUCGGUGGCGCCGCCUCUAAUGCCGCCGCCGCUGCCGUUCCGGUUGUUGCCGCUCGUGUCUAAUGGAUCUGAUUUGAUCCGGAUGGUGCUGUUUGGGAUUUUGGUAAUACAGUAAAAUUUUCUUUUUUGUAAUUAGGAUUCGCAUUGGUACUUCUUUGUAUGGAUCUAUUAUAUUUUGAUUUCUUUCGUUUUUUUUUCUUGAAUAUGUUCUAAAAAUGUUCUUUAUCGUUUAGAUAUACUAAUUGUAAUUGAUUUACUCUUUCUUCAGAUAUCAUUACAAUAAAUUCAUUUCUUUUUUUUA